Erpetoichthys calabaricus (reedfish) is the source of this 2733-nucleotide messenger RNA. Its product is annotated as NACHT, LRR and PYD domains-containing protein 12-like. The transcript is spliced from 6 exons. Gene Ontology annotation, cellular component: cytoplasm. Bases 1 to 2733 code for a protein of 910 amino acids. Gene Ontology annotation, molecular function: ATP hydrolysis activity. NCBI's taxonomy places the organism in Eukaryota, Metazoa, Chordata, Cladistia, Polypteriformes, Polypteridae. The record is from RefSeq and is a predicted model, not a curated record.
AUGCACUCCAGUCAACUGUCCAUUUUAAAUGACCUCAUAAACUCUGUGCGUGGUCAUGAGUUUGUGUGGCUUUUGAUUCAGAACAAGGUCCUCGACUGCCCUUUAGGUAGCCUGGAUAGUCUCAAAGAUGAAGCCAUUGUGAAACGAGGCUUGUCAAGUUCAGGACCUUACAGAGCACAACUUAAGUUAGAAGCAAGAGAAAUUGUGGAAUCAAAAUGGAAAAACAGCAGAGUACUACUGGCCAAAUAUGUGAAGGGGCUUCAGUUUAAAUACACACCACUUGUUCUGGUGAGUGACGUGUCUGAAGUUUACCCUGAAAACAAAUACAAAGAGUCACGUAAACAGAAAUGUAAAAGGUACAUUCCUAAAGAAGACAAGCUAAUUAACAUUGAGGACCUGCUGACCAUGAAAGAAAAGAAGAUCCUACUGGUGGGGAAGCCUGGAAUUGGGAAAACCUUCUGUGUCCUCCAGUUACUGAAUCUGUGGGCUGAAAGCAAUGAUGAUGAUGCACUCUAUAUCUUUUAUUUGGAUGCAGAAAUAGUGCGCCAUGUUAGAGACUCUGCAGAUCUGAGGUCCUUACUGUUCUGUUACUGUAAACCAGACAGAACAAUUGAACGUGAUCUUUUAAGAGAUAUUGAGAAUGGAAAUGCCAAUAUGCUCAUCAUAUUUGAUAGUAUUGAUGAAAUACAGCAGACGUCCCAGGAUCAGAAGAUUGAAAGAGCUAUUGAUAGAAUAUUAAAAAAAUAUGAUUUGAAAAAAGCAAAGAUCAUCGUUACUUGUCGACCUUCUGUAGAAGAUCAUGAGCUACCAGACUGGGCAGACUGUAGAGUGGAAGUACGUGGAUUUGGUGAAAAAUCAAUUUCUGAAUAUUUCAAGACUACACUUGAAGGCCAACCCAUACGUGAGGAAGUUGUGAUUUUGUAUGAGAAGAACAUCAACGUCUUCAGUCUCUGUCAUGUCCCGCAGUAUGCAUUCAUAGUCGUGUGCUACAUGUUGAAUGAAGGCUGCAUGAAGUUACAACAGAAAAUCUCCUCUGUGAGCACUCCAAGUACGGUGACUGAGCUCUAUGUGCACAUAUUCCGCCAUUGUGUUGGUUGGCACAUGUUGAAGGUGACACAUUCUAAGAAGGGAAAGGUUAAUAAGUACAUUGCAGAAAAUAAAGAGGAGAUAAUGAUACUAGCCAAAAAAGCUUUCAAUGCCAUUUUGAGCAAAAGUGUGAAUCUAAUUGAUCAUCAUCUGGAAGAAAUUCCUUGUCAAUCCAUCAAAUGUUGUUUCUUAGGUUCCACCAGCAUUGACGAGACGCUUACCUCCAAAAAAACCUGCUUUGCCUUUCUCCAUAACACAAUGCAGGAGUUUUUUGCUGCUGUUUGGAUUUUGGAAAAUAAAAACGACAUCAGCAACAUAUUUCAGCGCAGCCUGACUGUGGGUGAAAGUCACCUGAAGUAUGUGAUUUAUUUCCUGAGUGGACUUUUUGCCAAAAAGAAUUUCAAAUUAAUGGCAAAUUUAUUUCAGGAAAACUCACCUGAAGCCAUCUCAGAGUCUCUAAUCCGCAACAUAAUCAAGCUCAUUCAGUCAGCUGAAGAGGACAUUGGAGGAGAGGAACGGAUUUUGUUUGCCUUUCAGUGUUUAUAUGAGGCCCAGUCAACUAAGGCGUGUGCUCAGGUUUUGGAGGCCAUCGAUUUUGAGUUCUGCCUGGAGGACGAGCACAUUGACCCGUACCAGAGCCGUGCAGUGACCUACGUAGUGAAUGAAGCAAUCAAGGAGACGUAUUCAGAUUUGAAAAUGCAGGACCUCCUUCUCUUCAUCCUUGGCUACAAACUGCUGCUGGAGUGUACAGAAAGUUAUAGAACAUGGGGGAAGAAGAAAUCUAAUUGCUGUCAACGUGUACUGGAAAGUGGAGAUCAAAAUAUAUUUUUGGAAAUGAUGAAAUUUGAAGUCUACGUGUCCUUACACUGGUAUAGUGAGACACUGAGGACACUGGGACGCUUGAUAAAUAAGUCAGUAAAGAAGGUUACGGUCAUAUUGGAUUCAUCAUUCAGUCGUGACUCACAGAAAACUUUCGUCCUCAUUGUGUCAGAAUGCCUGGAGAAGAUGGCUUCUGUACGUUUUUCUACAGGAUUUGAUGAAAAAUUAUUCAUAACCAUGAUGGAGUUGUGUCAAAAGUAUGAUGAAGUUACAGGAGACAGCAGUCUGUAUAAGUUUGUACAUCUCUUUGGACCCUUGCCAAAUACAGUGGACUGCAAAGACACAUCUUGGAUUAAUCAGAUAGACUUCAGUUUUUUACAGAAGUAUCUUAAUAGGGAUAUACAAGAAUGGCACCCAUACAGUAAAACUUUACCAGACCUGGAUGAAUUCAUCAUCAGCACCCUCAUCAACAUUUCAAAGAAUGACAGGACGUGUUACAGUGACAUCCGUCAAUACAUUCAACAGAGCAGAAAUGUCAAACUUUCAGAUAAGGAAGUCUUUCUAUCCUGGAGGUGGAAUAAAGUGAUACUGAACAGCAUGAUGAACUUUGUAGAGAGGCCUUCAACUCAGGUUGACAUAAUACUGGACGCCAUAGUCUAUGAAAUGUAUGAUUUCAUCUGCCAUGUAUCUAACUGCUUAGAUAAGAUAUCCUCCAUACGAGCUGAAAGGAAUGGAGGCAGAGUGCUGGUCAGCUUCAAGGCUGUCAUGGCUGAAGUGUUGAGGCAGAGGGUUUGUGUUGCCAGCUCCAGAUAUCAGCAGAUAUGCUGA